Molecule: messenger RNA, 1231 nt
Organism: Cadophora gregata
Lineage: Eukaryota; Fungi; Ascomycota; Leotiomycetes; Helotiales; Ploettnerulaceae
Exons: 2
Coding region: 101-1114 (337 amino acids)
Biological process (GO): tRNA splicing, via endonucleolytic cleavage and ligation
Molecular function (GO): tRNA 2'-phosphotransferase activity
Source: RefSeq, a predicted model, not a curated record
CUCUACUGCCUCUGAUUCUUAAUCCUCUUCAAUAUUCAAUACCCCAUUUUGCUACCAACAAUUCUCUCUUCUCAACACCAUUCCUCUUUCAAUCUUCACGAUGGCCGCCGCAGUUCUUCAACCCCUUCAAAAUCUCUCCCUUGAUCGUGAGAUCAUGGAUCCUUCUCCAAUCUCCCCAAAUGCUUCCAGACACGGCCGUAGUAAGCACGGCGGAAGUGUGUCCAAGACCAAAGGCCGUGGCCGAGGAUACAGCGUCGUUGACGACCGCGAGGGCAUGAUAUCCAAGGCCUUGACCUGGGUCUUGAAGCGAACAAUUGAGGAGGGCGAAGAGCAAGAUGAAGGUGAGGAGAAGCUUGUAGCUGACUCCGAAGGCUGGGUAGAGUGUGAACAAGUGCUCCAACGACCAAACCUUUCUUCCCUGGAAGUCACAUUCCCCGAACUCAAAGACUUCGUCGAGUCCCCAACCUCCAAAUCCCGCUUCAGUCUCAAGCUCAAGCCAGAAAACAACGAAGACCCUGAGACCGAAGAACCCCUCUCCUCCAACUACCUCAUCAAGGCCAACCCCACUCCUUCCGGACCCAUGAGCCCCACUGCCGCAGCAGCCCCCAAGUUCACCCCUCUCACCACCACCACCGAAGAUCUCCCAGACUUCAUCGUCUACGAGACUUCCUACCCCAACUACCCUCUCAUUCUCGCAUCCGGAGGUAUUAAGCGAGCCGGCGGCCAGGCCCUCCUCCAAUUCGCUACCAUCGUCGUGCAAGAGGAUGGCUCCGAAGUUAGAGCCCCAAAGAGUGACGCCGAUGUCUCCAUCCACAUCAACCUCCGCCAGAUCAUGGAGGCUGAGCCCAAGAUCCGUUGGGCACGUACAGAGACUGGUAACGUCGUCACUGAAGGCGACGUCAACGGUGGAAUUUCUAAAGUAAACUGGAAGAAGGUCGUUGCUCGAAGGGCCGAUAUCGGCGUGUUGUUCGAGGAUGGGGAGGUGAGAAAGGAGGUCCCAGUUGGAUUGAGGGGUAAGGGUGUCAAGGCCAAGAAGGGUGGAAAGGGAAAGGGAAAGGGAGGAUUGAAGGAGAUGAAGUCGCGCAGUGAGGACGAGGAUACCGCAAGCGAUUAAAUAAUUCCUUUGUAUUAUCAGCAUUCAUGGGUGGGUUUGAGAUACCCAGUACUUUAGUAAUCUUACAUAGACACAUCCCAAGCGUAUAAAUAGAUUUUUCACAAGGUAGCAGCACGU